AGCAUUACAGUACAGCUUGCAAGAAACGUUCCUGCUCUCCAUCAACACAUUUGUGACGCUAUCGCAGAGCGCAGCGAUAUUUCUAGCCGGUCCCUUCGCGAUCAAUGGCACCAUCUCGUUGUCGGUCCGUUUUUAAAGCUGGUCGGCAAGGACUCCCAAUCCUCUUAUGUUCUGGUCAUUGAUGCUCUCGAUGAGUGCGCUGAGGAUAACAACAUCCGGAUCAUUUUACAGCUAGUGGCCGAGAUACGAUCGCUACCGAAGGAGAAAGAGGAGUUGUACGGAAUGGUGAGACAUAUUCUUGGGAGUAUAGUUCUGCUCUUUUCCCCACUCUCUUCCGCUUCUCUAGGCAGACUUAUCCACCUUCAAACCAGGGACAUUGACCAGACGUUAGACGUUCUUCAUGCAAUACUAGACAUUCCAGAGGACCGACAUCGCCCGCUUCGUCUACACCACCCUUCAUUUCGCGAAUUCCUCCUUGAUAAGAAGAGAUGCAGUAAUUCAAACUUCUGGGUUAACGAGAAGCAGGUACAUAGGGCAUUAGCUACGAGCUGUAUACAGCUAAUGUCGGCCUCUCUUAAGCAAGACAUCUGCGGAAUGGAAGCUCCAGGUGUGCUCGUAGCUAAUGUAUCGAGCAAUCGAGUGGAGCAAUACUUUACUCCGGAGGUUCAAUAUGCAUGUCUCUACUGGGUUCAGCAUCUUCAGAAGAGCGAUGCUCGGCUUCAUGACAACGACGUAGUGCAUCAGUUCCUGCAGAUACACUUACUACACUGGUUUGAGGCGCUAAGCUGGAUGCGGAGGAUCUCUGAAGGGAUCUAUACAAUUACUUCUUUAGAGUCCGUUGCCCUUGUAAGUAAGCCAACAGCAUUACACGAGUCUUCCAGCUUAAUUUGGUUCAGGAACAUGACUGUCCCCUAUGCUCCUCUACAGAUCUACUGUAGUGCAUUGAUUUUUACACCUACGAUGAGUGUAGUUAGGAGGCAGUUCAAAGACCGGAUACCUCGAUGGAUGCAAAGAUUGCCUAAGAUUGAGAACGAUUGGAGUGCUCUACUGCAGACACUCGAGGGCCAUGCGGACCGGGUCAACGCCGUGGCCUUCUCGCCGGACGGCAAGGUGGUAGCGUCGGCGUCGAACGACAAGACGGUCCGGCUAUGGGACGCCGGAUCGGGAGCGUCCCUGCAGAUGUUCCCUGUAGAUGCUGUUGUUCAGACUCUUUCGUUCUCUAAUGAUGGGAUAUCCCUCCAGACUGAAAGAGGACAGCUACACCUCGCAAUUCUCUCCCACGGUUUAGCUGCUUCCGAAUCCAGCCGUUCAUGGGCUAUAUUCGUGAAUCAGCAAUGGAUUAGCUGGGGCAUGGACAAUAUGCUUUGGCUUCCUUCCGAAUAUCGGCGCUGUUGCGUUGAUAUUCACAGCAACGUUGUUGCUUUAGGAUGUGGAUCUGGUCGUGUGUCAGUCAUGGCAUUCGACUUUGAAUCUUAG
Molecule: messenger RNA, 1476 nt
Organism: Eremomyces bilateralis CBS 781.70
Lineage: Eukaryota; Fungi; Ascomycota; Dothideomycetes; Eremomycetales; Eremomycetaceae
Exons: 3
Molecular function (GO): protein binding
Source: RefSeq, a predicted model, not a curated record